Molecule: messenger RNA, 1248 nt
Organism: Melampsora larici-populina 98AG31
Lineage: Eukaryota; Fungi; Basidiomycota; Pucciniomycetes; Pucciniales; Melampsoraceae
Exons: 2
Coding region: 1-1248 (415 amino acids)
Source: RefSeq, a predicted model, not a curated record
AUGAGCAAGAAACGUUCCUCAAGCAGCCGCAAGAACAGCAAACGCCAAAGCAAUGCACGAAAUCGCCCGCGCCCUAAUCCAGGCCCUCCCAAUCAUUUGAAUCGAGACGCGAGACGAUCAAGCGAUUUCGAAUCUCUUCGCAAAGAAGUCACCGAAGCCUACGGGUUACCCAGUGAUUGUCGAAUGUAUUUCUUGAAGAAAUACAGUAUGGGUAAUCUCCCACAAACGCCUCGCUUACGAAUUUCACACCACAACAGUGUCAUCUUGGACGCCGAUACUUGGAAGGUGCUUCAAGUAAUUCGAUUUACUCCUUUUUCUGCUAUGGAUGACGACCAUAUGAAAUCGAUGAAAUUCACCAUCAAAAUGGUCUACAAACAUACACUGGCUAGAUCAACGGUCAAAAUCAAUCAUGCAAUGAAGGGGGUAGAAAACCCAGGCGAAAUGUAUUCCGCAGGCUUCAGGGGUGCCUCAGACAAAGGGCGCACGAUGGGGGUAACUGCACUCAGUGCAAAGACAGGUCGAAGUAAGCAAGCUAUCCUCGAGGACGAAUUGAGGAUGGACGACAUGGCCAUCAUAAAUGACACUCUGGCUGAGUGGAUGUCUACUUUAUGCAUGCGCGCUUUUCAAUCAAACCGAGACCUGGCUUUAGAAUUCUCCAUUCCAUCUUUCUCCGAUAAAGCUUGGUGUGAUUCUCCGAAUGCAAAUGUAAUUGCGUCCAACAUCGUGGUCACCCAAGACGGUUUCCACAAUAAUCCUCAUCCCGACUUCGAUGCAAGCCCAUAUGCUUAUGGGCUAUUUGCCCGUAUAAGUCGCGAAACUGGCGAGCUUCACUGGGUUGACCUUUCGGAUUACUUAGGUGAUAUUGUGGGUUGUUAUUUCAUUUUGGAUCAAUAUCACGUUGAACUAUGUCUGGAUGCAUGUGACGGCGUUGUUGAGAGUUGUUGGGCAAGUGAUGAACUCCAUCACACUUCCGCCUCAACAACUUACGACGAGGGCUGGCAGUCUAUCAAACCGAAGGAUUCACCCAUCACCCGAUUCGGUUGCUCAUUGCAGAUCAAUGCCGCUCUCCUUGGACGAAUCGAUGGUUUACUGAAAUUGAAGGUUGGUAAAACCGAUGAUGAAUGGGCAAUCUACAAACGAAAAGUGGUGAAGUGUUAUGAGCAAGAAAUUGUUAAUAAGUUAUCAAAGGUUCCCAUCAAGCCUGUUAAACUUCCCAAAAGUAAGAAAUCCAAGAAGAAUGCCAUGUGA